Messenger RNA from Hordeum vulgare subsp. vulgare (domesticated barley), 691 nucleotides. RefSeq lists its product as uncharacterized. The coding region runs from base 122 to 691 and encodes 189 amino acids. Gene Ontology annotation, molecular function: protein binding. The record is from RefSeq and is a predicted model, not a curated record. NCBI's taxonomy places the organism in Eukaryota, Viridiplantae, Streptophyta, Magnoliopsida, Poales, Poaceae. The transcript has a single exon.
GAAAAAGAGUAGGUGGGGCGGCAGACAGAUAGUCUGAAAUUUCCCCUCAGUCCUACUCGUCCUCUCCCGACUCCAAACCCUAGCACCCAAUUCGGCGGCCGCAGGCACAACACAAGCGACGAUGGCGGCGGUGCUUGUGCGGGAGCUUGGCGAGAUGGAGGAGCUCGUGGAGGAGAUCCUCAUCCGCCUCCCUAAGGACGAGCCUGGUAAUCUUCUCCGCUCCUCCCUCGUCUGCAAGCCAUGGCGCGGCCUCCUCGCCGGCGACGGCUUCCGUCGCCGCUACGGCGACUUCCACCAAACACCUCCCAUGCUUGGCUUCUUCCAAAACUGGCCGGAACCCUGCGCCGAAUUAUGGCCUACCACGGAUUUCCUCGCGCGUGACCUCGACCCCCAGCACCACUAUUCCGUGGAAGAUUGUCGCCACGGCCGGGUCCUCCUUCGGUACUUGGAUGAGGAUGCGAAUAUGGCAAGGCUGGUCGUCUGGGACCCCAUCACGGGCAGACAAACGGUGUUUGGCAGCCUCGAAAACGAAAUGUCGGCAACGGGAAGCUGGUCUGCCUCGGUGCUCUGUGCUGCGGACAACUGCCGCCACGGUGACUGCCAAUCGGGUCCAGUCCGCGUUGUUUUCGUCAUCCUUCACCAGGAAGAGCAGGUUUGCUACGGCGUCCGUCUACUCAUCGGAGACGGCUAG